Cicer arietinum (chickpea) is the source of this 2692-nucleotide messenger RNA. The record is from RefSeq and is a predicted model, not a curated record. Lineage: Eukaryota; Viridiplantae; Streptophyta; Magnoliopsida; Fabales; Fabaceae.
UACCUUACCUUUAAUCAGUGUAGCGUAACCCUCACAAUUCAGCCUUACAGCAACAUACCCAGUUCCCAUUUUUCUCCAUAUUCUCUCCUUUCUCUUUCGCUGUCACCAUCUCAUUUCACCUCUCCUACUCCUUCUCCUUCUCCUUCUCCUUCUCCUUCAUAAUUUUAAUUAUAAUUAUAAUUAUUAAUAAAUAAAUAUAUUAUUAUUAUUACAGAUUUGUUUGAAACAAAAGAACAAAGUCAUUGACAGUGAAACAAGUACUAUAGUUUUUUGUCUGCUUCUCUGUAACCUUGUUUUACUCUCUCUCUCUCUCUCUCUCUCUCUACAUUCUUCCAAAUCUGUCUUUAACAUGCACGCUCCUCUUCUUCUCUCUCUCUCUCGAUUCAACACUUUCUCAGAUGCUUUCUAUUGUACUCUCUUCCCUUCACUUUAGCUAAAACUCUGUCUUUCACCUCUCUGCUAAAUUUUGGCUUCUUCUCAGUUACUGCUUUUGUUCUCUACUCUUUAUUCUCCUUCCAAAAUUCAAUUCUCUUCAACCUACUCUUUCAAAACUAAAUAUGAAGGAUUUCCCAUCUUGUUUUGGUGAGAAUGCAGUUCAAGUAUCAGAUUCUUCAUCUUCAAAUUCCAACAAAACUGCACAGAAUCUCGUUAUUUGCGUUUACCAAUGCUCAAUUCAAGGUAGAUCUUGUUUAAUUACCAUAACAUGGAGUAAGAGUUUAAUGGGUCAAGGGUUUAGUGUUGGGAUUGAUGAUUCUUCAAAUCAGUGUUUAUGUAAAGUUGAUGUAAAACCUUGGGGGGUGUUUUCAAAGAGAAAGGGGGGUAAGACUUUACAAGCUUAUUGUUGUAAGAUUGAUGUUUUUUGGGAUCUUUCUUCAGCUAGAUUUGGUGUUGGACCUGAACCUAUAGAGGGUUUUUUUGUAGGAAUAGUUGUUGAUAAACAAAUGGUUCUUCUUCUUGGUGAUUUGCGGAAAGAAGCUUUUAAGAAAUCAAAUGCUGUUCCAUUAUUACCCUCUAAUGCCGUUUUUGUUGCUAAGAAAGAACAUGUUUUUGGUAAGAAGUUUUUUGGUAACAAGGUUGUGUUUUGUGACAAUGGUCAAAUUCAUGAUCUUGUUAUUGAGUGUGAUACUUCUAACGCAAGCGAUCCGUGUCUUAUAAUUCGGGUCGAUAGCAAGAUUGUGAUGCAGGUAAAGAGGUUGAAGUGGAAGUUUAGAGGAAAUUAUACCAUACUUGUGGAUGGAAUUCCAGUUGAGGUUUAUUGGGAUGUUUAUAAUUGGCUUUUUGGUACAUCUUUUGGAAAUGCUGUGUUUAUGUUUAGAACAUGUUCAUCUCAAGAUAAAAUUUGGGCUUCUCAACCAAUUUCUGAUGCCAAUGUGUUGCAGUGGUCUUUCUCUCAGAGGUUUUCUGAAACCAAAUUGCAACAAGGUGUUGGUUUUUCUCAUGUUUUGUAUGCUUGGAAGAACGAGUAGAGUUGUGGAAAAUUCGUCGUAGUUGGUGGAAUACUAACAGAACUUUUGUUUGUAUUGUUUCCUCUUUUAUAUUCAUACCCUCAAAUUUAUCUGUGAAUUUUAAUAGAUCUUAGAAUUUUUUCUCCUCCAAUUGGCUGUAUAUUUAUCUUUAAGUGUUAAUUUUAUGAUUCAUAGUACAAAAACUAGAUGUUCAACUUUUGUUUAUGUGUUUUUCAAGUGCUGCUUUUUCAUUCUUUGGAUCUUUUUUGUCAUUAACAUACAUAGUACCCUUUAUCUUAACUCUUAAGUUUCAUAUUGUCAUAUAUUUUAAUCAUUUUGUAUUGAAAUUCAACUUAUUAAAUAUGUGAGGAAGUACUGCAAAGUGCAAACUAGUAAUGUCGAAUAACACAGAAAAGAUACAUUUAGUACAUGUUUGGUAUCACGGUGGAUAUACUAGAACCACGGUGAGUCAUCGUGAUUCUGACAAAAUCCAUUAUGAUACCAAAAAAUCAAAAUAUCAAAAUCACGAUGGCGCUGUGAUUAAAGAGGAAGGGACCUAAAAUAGUGAAACUAUCACCAGGCUGAGGGAUCAAUCUUCAAUACUUGUGAAAUCACCUUGGUAUGAGAUUCUGGUGAACUCAGAUCCUCUAUAGUUGUUAUACGGUGUAUCGGUUGUAGCCUUGUAGGGAUUUUUAAAUAAACAAAACUAAUGAUCCCUACUAUUAACGCAAUAUACAGUAGUUGUAGAGGAUCAAUUUGUUUAUUUUUUUAUUUUUUGGUGCUAAGAUGUGCAAUAUCAUUUUGGUUACCAUAUGAUUAGUGACAUGGCUUUUGAUGUCUUGGUCUGCUAACUAAACUAAUGAGAUAUUGUCUGCUAAUUAUGUCAUCUGGUUCAUGACUCCCCCAAAUAAUGCCAUGCUGCUCUAUUGCGUUACUUGUAGAUCUUUCAUUCUCUUUCACAGCCAAAUCUAAUAGUUUGUCUUUCAAUCCUGCAGCCUGUCUUUUUUUAUGAUUCUGUCAUACAAAUCAUGCUACAGGUCAUCAUUGCUGACAAUGGUUACAGCUGCAAAUUCAGAUGGUAAUCUCCUAUGUAAGAGCUAAGAAAAUCUUGGAAGAUCCAAACUCAACAACAAACUGUACUGCUGUCAUUGAAUUAUUUAUUUAUGUUCUAUCAUCCUUUUCAUAGCAUCUUUGUAAUUAAAUAAUAGCAUUUGAAGAUAGCAAUAUGUUAAAAGUAUCUUCUUUCA